AUGAGCGUGCCCCACUGUGCUGAUGCCCGUCUGUCCCUUGUGUGCCUGGCAGGAAUUGUGGUCCAAGCACAGGACAACGGGUGGAUGGACGAGAGCGCAGUGGGGGGUGCUGCCCCAUCUGAACCCCCAGCACGGCCAGAACGCAAGGCGGGCGAUGCUGGGAACCUGCGGAGGCCUCCGCACCCCGUGGUGCUGCAGUGGAUCGCGGAGGCUUGGGAUCAAGUCCCCAAGCAGAUCAUCAUCGACGCGUUCCGCCGCCGUGGGAUCUCAAGCAAGCUGGACGGAACGGAGAACCACCUGGUGAUGUCUCACCUGCGCGCUAGGAGCACCACCGACAAUACGCGCCUGCUCGAUCGGGCUCCAGAGGAGGAGGAGGAGGAGGAGGAGGAGGCGAUGCAGGCGGAGGGCGUGCAGGAGGUGGCCGUGGCAACCGGCCUGGAGGUGCUGUACCAGGAGACCCCCAACUACCGUGGAGCGGCGGCCGAGGCUGACCGCAUGAUCGAGCCUAGGGAGACGGCUAGGCAUGCCUGGCGAGUGCCAGACCUGGGUGUAGAGCCAGUUGUUAGUGCAGGUGAGGAGGCAGUGACUGAGGGGGGUUAG
Closterium sp. NIES-65 is the source of this 600-nucleotide messenger RNA. The record is from the annotation of a GenBank genome assembly. NCBI's taxonomy places the organism in Eukaryota, Viridiplantae, Streptophyta, Zygnematophyceae, Desmidiales, Closteriaceae.